Molecule: messenger RNA, 369 nt
Organism: Puccinia triticina
Lineage: Eukaryota; Fungi; Basidiomycota; Pucciniomycetes; Pucciniales; Pucciniaceae
Exons: 3
Coding region: 1-369 (122 amino acids)
Source: RefSeq, a predicted model, not a curated record
AUGCUCAAGUUGGCCGCUAACAGGAAGGGAAUCACCGGCCGGCUGUUCAGCGCCGGCUACAAAUACUUCUCCAAGGCGUGGUACAACGACCUCACCUCGGGCCUGAUUUACGAGCAAGUAGCCCGGAUCGUCCUGCCCCGCCAGGCGGCGCUAUACACCAUCCUGGCCGCCCAUUGCUACGCCUCUGCUGAGCAGAACUGGCUCUCAAAGGUCUGCCUCCAACGGGCGCCCCAGUUCGUCGGCUGGGCGCGGAUCAAAGACUACGUUGACCACAAGAUGGCUCGCAUGGCUGAGCUCGACCGACCCCCGGAACUUGUUGCCAAAUCGUUGCUGCCAGUAAAGCUGUUCGAGGCAAAAAAUGCAGCUUAG